Molecule: messenger RNA, 1473 nt
Organism: Ipomoea triloba (trilobed morning glory)
Lineage: Eukaryota; Viridiplantae; Streptophyta; Magnoliopsida; Solanales; Convolvulaceae
Exons: 1
Coding region: 1-1473 (490 amino acids)
Molecular function (GO): nucleic acid binding; zinc ion binding
Source: RefSeq, a predicted model, not a curated record
AUGGAGGACGAUAUUGACCUGGUUUCGGAGGACGAAGAGGAUGCUGAUGAUGAUGUUGACAAAACUUGCCCGGUUAUCAGACUCACGAGGGAGGAGAAGGUGCGGCUGAGGAGCAAAUGGAAACAAACCCUCAUUGUGAAGGUGAUGGGUAGGAACGUUGGCUAUGCAUACCUUCUAAGGAGACUUACGGCAUUAUGGAGACCAAAGGCGAGAAUGGAGGUGGUGACUGUCGACAACGGCUACUUCUUGGUUAAGUUCGCGUCGAUAGAUGACUACGAGUUCGCGAAGUAUGGAGGACCUUGGAUGGUCCUCGACCACUAUCUCAUUGUGAAGGAAUGGGUUCCGAAUUUCGACCCCUUUACGGAUCGAACGGAGAGUAUGAUAGUAUGGAUCAGGUUUCCUUGUUUACCGGCAGAAUACUUUGAUCAUCAAUUCUUGAUGAGAGUUGGGGCGAAAAUCGGCUGGCCAAUCAACAUCGAUACAGCGACGAGCCUGGUCUCACGAGCCAGCUUUGCAAGGGUAUGUGUGGAGGUUGAUAUCACAAAACCGCUGCUAGCGAAGUUCACACUACGUAACAGGGUACGCCCGAUAGUGUAUGAAGGGCUGCACCUAAUAUGCUUCAAAUGUGGUACGUAUGGUCAUAAUGCGGAAAACUGCAGCCUAAACAGAAGCGAAGACACCAAUCCGGGCAUGAACACAGUGGAUGGCGAGACGCCGGAGAACAAUCCCGAAGCUGGUAACGGUCAUCAAGGUGGCAGAAUUGGAAAGAACAGAGGAAAUAUGGGAACUACCUUAAUUAGGCCUGAAAUCACGGAAGACUAUGGCUCAUGGAUGGUAGCCACGAAACCAAAAAGGAAUUAUUCUAGGAAUCCGGGAAACGCGAAUAAUGGAGGGGAUGUCAAUGGAAUGAAGGGUCAACAAACAAACACAAAAGGAAAGAAUUCGAAUAUGCAGCAGGGAUCACGAUUUGCUACUCUUUCCGAGAAUAUGAGCGAGGAUGGUGAGCAAACAAGGGAAGAGAACGUUAGAGAGGAGAACGUGAAAGAAUCCCAGAAUCAAGGAGCCAUAAGAUCGGGCCAUGCAAAAGGAAAAAGGCCAACGGCCCAAGUGUCGGAGAAACAAAUAAUGGGUAAUAAUAAGCAUGGUAAACAUCGUAGCCAGCCCGAAGCGGGUGAGUCUAGUACUAGGCGAUCCACCAACAAGAAAGCACAGAACACACAACCCAACCGGGCGGGAGCUGCAACAGAACACACAUUAGUCACUGGGGACAAAAAUGGGCCUACUAACGUGCAAGUCUUUGAAGAGGAACAAGGGAAUGAUACAGAAGGAUCGCAUGGGCUUGAGCUUCUAACGGAGAACCUUGAUGAUCCACCGGAUGGAACGCAGGAUGAGGAACUGGAGCCGACUGAAAGGUUCGAGGAUUGUGAGAGUCCAGCAGACAUUGGUGCGUCUGCAAUGGAGGUGGAGCAGUGA